Filobasidium floriforme is the source of this 1279-nucleotide messenger RNA. Its product is annotated as PPPDE putative peptidase domain-containing protein. Gene Ontology annotation, molecular function: peptidase activity. The record is from RefSeq and is a predicted model, not a curated record. Gene Ontology annotation, biological process: protein modification by small protein removal. NCBI's taxonomy places the organism in Eukaryota, Fungi, Basidiomycota, Tremellomycetes, Filobasidiales, Filobasidiaceae. The coding region runs from base 139 to 1155 and encodes 338 amino acids. The transcript is spliced from 5 exons.
CUUGACCCAGUCUCAGACUAUCACCCAUUCCAACUCGUACCACAAUCAAUCCUUCGAGACCCUAAUAGUACAGUCUAGCACGCAUCGCAUAGCAAAGCCUCUCGAAUAUCUCAACAUCUCAUCUCGCUCUAAAAAAGAAUGACGGACGCCGAAGUCAAGCUCUACGUUUACGACCUCUCCAACGGACUCGCCAGGGCGUUGAGCUUGCCAUUGACGGGGAGACAGAUCGAUGGGAUCUGGCACACUUCGGUCGUCGUAUGGGAUCGAGAGAUCUUUUACGGAGCAGGGGUCAUGGAGACUGCACCCGGUCGAUCACAUCACGGCCAACCGCUCCACGUGAUCCCCUGCGGCCGUACCCAGAUCCCUCUCGACGUUUUCGACGAUUACCUCUCAGACCUGAAACAAAGGUACACCGCGGGCAACUAUCACCUGUUGGAGUUCAACUGCAAUUCGUUCACCCAGGACGUGGUCGGGUUCUUGACGGGGACCGAGAUUCCGGCGUGGAUCAGCAGCCUCCCUGCCGACUUUUUGUCGACCCCUUUCGGACAACAGAUGAAACCCCAGAUCGACGCCAUGUACACGGGAAGGUCGGGCGGGGCGGCUGUCGUGGGCAGUCCCUCUGGACAAGGCGGUGCCGGGAGCCAGGGUAACGCGAUGGGAAUGGGGCUCGGAGGGUUGUUGGCGGGGAUCGCUGGAAAGGCUGCGGGACCGUCACCACCUUCGUCGGGGUCUACUCCCCAAUCGGACCUGAUACAGUCGACGGCUUCGUCCUUGAUGAUCAUCACCAACCCCACCUCGUUCGACGCCUCUCUCGCCUCUCAUCCGAACUCGAUCGCCCUCUUCCGCUCGUCGUCGUCAGCGUCAGCGGAACCCUCGGUGGUGGAGAAAAAGUUUGAAGAGAUGGCCAAGGAUGAAGCGGCCGAGAACAAGGUCGACCUGGAAUAUCUCGUCGUCGACGUCGGUGUAGGCAGGGGCGAGGAAGUGGCGGCAAAGUGUGGGGUGGAAUCGAACGAGUUGGAACGCGGGCCCGUGGUCGUGCUCUUCAAGCAGGGCGUCAAGAGCGAUGUGUUGACGGACCUGGAUCCCGACGAGCUCGAGGCGGCCAUCGUAUGGCAUAUCGCUCAGGUCCAGGAAGGGAGGACGGGUUCGAGUUAGGUGGGGACGCGACACCCGAUAUCGACGAGAACAGUUACAUGAGGAUAUAGAUUCCGACCUCGAACCCUUGUACCAUCAUCUUGUACAUAUAUCUAUACCCUUACGUCGUUGUUUGUCGUUGCCA